AUGGCUCCCUCAAGGUCGGCAGCGGCAACUUCGCCAUAUGCGAAAGACGAAAAGGUCCUAUGCUUCCACCAUGAUAUGCUGUAUGAGGCGAAGAUUCUGGAUGUUAGACCAACGGAGGACAAGGAGAACCCAUCAUGGCAAUACAAGAUCCACUACAAAGGAUGGAAGAACACGUACCCUUGA
Molecule: messenger RNA, 183 nt
Organism: Mollisia scopiformis
Lineage: Eukaryota; Fungi; Ascomycota; Leotiomycetes; Helotiales; Mollisiaceae
Exons: 2
Coding region: 1-183 (60 amino acids)
Source: RefSeq, a predicted model, not a curated record